Messenger RNA from Solea solea (common sole), 2705 nucleotides. It is a transcript of the gene hsd11b1la, whose product is annotated as hydroxysteroid (11-beta) dehydrogenase 1-like a. NCBI's taxonomy places the organism in Eukaryota, Metazoa, Chordata, Actinopteri, Pleuronectiformes, Soleidae. Gene Ontology annotation, cellular component: intracellular membrane-bounded organelle. The record is from RefSeq and is a predicted model, not a curated record. Bases 818 to 1756 code for a protein of 312 amino acids. The transcript is spliced from 6 exons. Gene Ontology annotation, molecular function: oxidoreductase activity.
GUGGAUUAUCGUGCAGACAAACAAGUAGACAUGAGGUGAGUCUAAAAAUCCAUAUUUUCUGGAGAACAAAAUGUCAUACAUGUGUGAAUGUAAUUGAAGAAAAUGUGUUUGUUAUAACUCAUAAUAGCCCAAAUACAGUAUCACACGUUCUCAAAUGAGCAUGUUACUCAAUGAAAACAACAGUCUUAUAUAAAGUACUGAAUAGAAGUAUAUGACAUUUACUGUACUUUAGUAUGAAAAGUAAUUUUCUUAAAUAUAAAAUGUACUCAAGUUUUAGAAGUAAAAGUAAAGGUUUUAGUGUAUAUGUGUCACUGUGUUGAAGCGUGUGAAUGGGUGAAUGGCAAAGGUAAAGGUACACAAUUUAUUUAGGAAAUGUUGUGGAGUAAAAGUAGCUAGAAAAAUAAAUGUAACUAAAAAAGUAACAAAGGGGGAAUUUUGUGCUUAAGUACAGUAACAAAAUAUUUGUACUUUGUUGCAUUACAUUUGUUACAUUACAACAAUGGAAAAUCCAACGUGAAAUUUUGUUACUUUUCUGUAACGCCAACCCUUUUGUGUGAGAUAACAAGAUACGAGAAACUAUCACAUUAUUAAACAAUCUUAUCUGGAAAUAACGUGACAGUUUCUCGUUAUAACGAGAAAACAUCUUAUCUCGAUAUAACGUAAUAUUGAGCACCUUGUUUUUGUGUAUGUGUGACAGCAAUAAGCUUCCGUAUGAAACAAACUUGCUUACAUAAUUUUUAAAACCUUUACCUCGAGCCUAACACCGCCCACGCUUAUCUGGAAGACACUCCCCCUAAUAACCUCAGUAAAAAAAAAUAUGUUUGCAGGUGAAGCUGCUCAACUCUCAUUCUGUAGUUUACUGAGUUCACUGUACUGUCACUGUGGUCACAUCAUGGGAACUUAUGCAAAAAUUCUGGCGGCAAGUGUAUGUAUUGUUUUCCUUGCUAUUAAGUGGAGCGCACCUACCUUUGAUGCAGAAUCUCUCAAAGGUGCCAGGGUAUUGGUGACUGGAGCCAGCACAGGCAUUGGUGAGCAAAUGGCAUAUCAUUAUGCUCGCUUUGGAGCCCAGAUAGUUAUUACAGCAAGACGGGAAAAGGUGUUACAGCAGGUGGCAGAGAAGUGCAAGAGUUUGGGAGCCCAGCAAGUGUUUUACAUAGCAGCAGACAUGGGCAACGACUCAGACCCUGAUAAAGUGGUGGAGUUUGCUCUGGAAACGUUUGGUGGACUGGAUUACCUGGUUCUCAAUCACAUCGGCCCAACUCCCUUUGGCAUGUGGGAGGGAGAUGUAGAACAUGUCAAGUGGCUGAUGAAGGUCAAUUUCUUCAGCUAUUUACAGAUGGCUUGGAGAGCUUUGGACUCCCUUGAGCAAAAUAAAGGAUCAAUUAUCGUUGUUUCAUCACUUUUAGGUAAACUGCCAAGUCCCUUUGUGGCACCAUAUUCCUCAACAAAAUGGGCCUUGAAUGGUUUCUUUGGAUCCCUUUACCAUGAGCUGUGGAUGAAGAAAAGCAACGUGUCCAUCACUAUAUGUACACUUGGACUGAUCGAUACUGAGUCAGCUAUGUCGAAAGUCAAGGACCUCACGACUGCACCAGCAUAUCCUGCUACAGACGCAGCUUUGAACAUCAUCACUGCAGGAGCUUUGAGAGAGGCAGAGCUCUAUUACCCCUAUUUCACUUACAUUGCGGCUUUAACCAAAGACUGGUUCCCUUCUAUCACAAACUAUUUCAUUCGGGCCACCUUCAAGUACAACACAUGAAUUGUUUGAACGUGGUUAUUUGUAGGUCAAUAAAUAAAUACAUUUUAUUAUAAAUGUAUAAAACACUAUCAUAUAUUCUUGAUAUAUUAUAUAAUAUGAUAUUUAUCAUAUAUAUUCUGUUUAUAUUCUACCUAGUUAAUCAAUAUAUGCAAUUGUGAUUUACCCAAAGUUUUCCUUAAAUCUCUAAUUUUCCAGUUGGAAAAUCAGCAAACUGUUAUUAUAAAUUGAGGCUGGUAAUGUCCUUGUCUUGUUUUAAGGAGAGGUUAAAUCGUUAAAUACGUUCAGGGGAGAAUAGGUAUAAAGGUAUUGUAAUCCAGAACUAUAUUGGAAAAGGAUUUUCAUUUGUAAUUAAUUAAGCACAUAUGCAAGUAGUAUGGGAAAAGAGCUACUAGUCAGAAUUAAGUAUUACCUUGCAUGGCCACAUGAGGGCAGUAGUGCUAAAUUAGUGAAGUGAAAUUGCCUCCUUUCUACAGGAAUCAGUGAAGUCAUUCCCUGUUGCAUUUGGAAAAUGCAUUUGGUGCUUAUUUUGUUCCAAAUCAUUAAGUCUGUUGUUGUUUAAAGACUUUCAAAUCAACUCAAAGAUCACUAUAAGCCAACAGGACACAACAUCAACAUUCUCUGAGGUCCAAUAAUAAACUUGCAUCUUAAAGAAUCCCCUACUGAAACUUCCAUAAAGAUGUGUAUGAAACUAAUUUAACAGUCCUAAUAUAAUCCCAAAACUACAUUGGAAAUGUAAUUACCAGUGCAGGAAACUGCAGUAUAUUGAGAGUCGUCAGAAUUAGAGGUAUUACUUUGUAUGGCCACAUGAGGGCAGUAGCACUAAAGUGGUGAUAUAAGUUUACUGCCUUUCUACAGGAAUUUGUUGAAGGAAAGGGGCAAAGGACCAUGUAUUUUAUGUUCAUUUAGUCCAGAUUAAUAAAGUCUGUUGGUGUUAUGGGCUAAAUAUGUC